This is a messenger RNA of Pseudomyrmex gracilis, 1570 nucleotides long. RefSeq names its product methyltransferase-like protein 2 (gene Mettl2). Bases 478 to 1485 code for a protein of 335 amino acids. The record is from RefSeq and is a predicted model, not a curated record. Lineage: Eukaryota; Metazoa; Arthropoda; Insecta; Hymenoptera; Formicidae. The transcript has 7 exons. Gene Ontology annotation, molecular function: tRNA (cytidine-N3)-methyltransferase activity.
GGAGCGAGGGGAUAAGGGAGAGAGAGAAACGUCGAGCGCGAGACGAAGAAGGAAGAAGGGAGAAGGACGUUCAUUACGCUCGCUCUUGGAGUCCUGCCGUGCCGAACUUGGCCGAACUAGCUGAAAACAGAUCGCCACGGCUCAUCAUCUACGCUUUUUGAUGGAGAGAGAGAGAGAGAGAGGGAUAAAAGGCGCGAUGCGCAAUAAUGUUCUUUAAAUGCUGUUUUGUGGAGAAAAGGAUGAGGAAAAAAAUGAAAUGUAGGAAGAUAGAAAGAGAGACGGGGGAUGAGAAACGGUCUGUAAAAAGACAACAGAAACUGCUAUUCUAAAUGCUUUUAAAAUCCUACUCUUUUCUCAAACAAACGUGUAAUUUCGGACUUGGAACCGGCGAAGUUACAUGUCUGACUCUGACGAAAAUACGGCAGUUUCAACUUUCAACGCUACAACGUGCACCACAGAUAGCACCACUUCGUCGACAUGUUUUUGAACAUGGCCGAGACGUCGAGCAGCGAUAAUCGAGAAAGAGAGAGACCGCAAUUCGGAACGCGAAACUUACCCGUUGACGGGAACAUCUUCGAGCACAAUGCAUGGGACAAUGUCACAUGGGAUGAAGAACAAGAGAGGCUGGCUCAACAAAAGGUGAAUGAGAAUUCCGUCGUGACGAUAUCGUCUGAAGAACUGUUAAAAUAUGAAACUGAAGCGAAUAAAUAUUGGGACAAAUUUUAUGGAAUACACUAUAAUAAGUUUUUUAAAGACAGACAUUGGUUACUAAUUGAGUUUCCAGAGUUAGCAUCUAAUACAGUGAAACAAGACACAGAAAAACCUAUGAGAGCCGCACUUACCGAACAAGAUAGGAUUUUUGGAGACAAACACAUAAAAAUUCUUGAUUUACCAUGUAAAGAUGGUUGCAGAAUAUUUGAAAUAGGCUGUGGUGUAGGAAACACUGUGUUCCCUAUACUUAUGUACAAUACAGAUCCAAAGUUGUUUGUAUAUUGUUGUGAUUUUUCUGCAAAAGCCAUUGAUAUACUGCAACAAAGUCCUGCUUAUAAUGUAAAUAGAUGUAAAGCUUUUGUUCUUGAUAUAACUCAAGAAACUUGGACGACUCCUUUUGAGCCAGAAAGUUUGGACAUUGUUGUUCUUAUAUUUGUAUUGUCUGCUAUUCAUCCUGAUAAAAUGCAAACCGUUGUGCAGCAAAUACACAAGUACCUAAAGCCAAGAGGAAUAGUUUUGUUUCGUGAUUAUGGUAGAUACGAUCAAGCCCAGUUAAGAUUUAAAAAAGGCAAAUGUCUUGGUAAAAAUUUUUAUGUACGUGGAGAUGGCACCAGAGUAUAUUUCUUUUUGCAAGAGGAAGUUAGAAAAUUAUUUAUUUCUAACGGCUUCAUCGAAGAACAGAACUUUGUUGACAGAAGACUGCAAGUUAAUAGAGGCAAACAAUUGAAAAUGUAUAGGAUAUGGGUACAAGCAAAAUAUCGAAAGGUUUCGUAAAUAGCAACUGUAUUAUUUAACGUAUUUUACUUGUUACGUGGAAAGAAAAAGUUAUGUCGAAAAAGACAUAAUGUUAAAAAACAUA